This is a messenger RNA of Protopolystoma xenopodis, 813 nucleotides long. NCBI's taxonomy places the organism in Eukaryota, Metazoa, Platyhelminthes, Monogenea, Polystomatidea, Polystomatidae. The record is from the annotation of a GenBank genome assembly.
UUGUCCGGUACAGCAGGUCAAGCGGCCGACUGGCCCACAGACGCUCCAGUCGGAGAGUCCAGCAUUCGGCCAAUCGGGAGAACCGGCCUCGGCAACACAGGCCCCGGGCUCGUUAACGGUCUCCCGGGCAUCUACUAUUCCUGGUCUCUGCGAGAUCUGGCCGACGCCAGUGCCCUUCUCCAGACAUCGUGGCGUGGUCACCUGCAGCCCGAGCUCGGAGCUCCGCCCAGCGGCGACUCGGUUAAAACAAAGACCCUCCCAUCCGGCUUCCCGACGUCCAGCCUCCCCGGCGGUUGCUACUCGCCGGAGGACCUGUUGGCCGGCUCCUUGAGACGUGACGACGCAGUCGAACCGGGCCCCGGCAACAACGUCUACCAGACUCUGAUGCCCAUCUCGUUGGUCGACGCACCUCUCGUCCCCGGCGGUCCGGAGUGCGCCUACCGGAUCGGCCUGCAGAUCGGCCCCCCCAACGAAGACUGGCUGGAACUAGUGGCCCCGGGGGCCCCGGAGGCCCCGGGAUCACGAAAGACGGCUUUCCAGCCGGUGGCCAAUUGGCGAGCUCAGCUUGCGCCGGCCAUCGAAAAAGCGAAUGUCGUCGAGGCGGCCGAAUCUCAGCCUACUGAAGAUCUGCUGUGCGUGGAUCGGUUGCGUCGGCAGGCCCACUUGUCCGACGCGAAGAGGGCACCGGCGGCGGGAGCCGAAGCCAUCCAGACGAUCUCCGGAGUCGAUGCCCUCUCUUCUCAGUCCGGAAUGCGGAUGGUUAGUCCGCCGCCCAUCUACAAAAAGUCUGCAAAUGAAGCCAGUUUUGUAUAG